Molecule: messenger RNA, 2554 nt
Organism: Equus caballus (horse)
Lineage: Eukaryota; Metazoa; Chordata; Mammalia; Perissodactyla; Equidae
Gene: ODC1
Product: ornithine decarboxylase 1
Cellular component (GO): cytoplasm
Molecular function (GO): ornithine decarboxylase activity
Source: RefSeq, a predicted model, not a curated record
CCGCGGGAGGGAGCGAGCGGCGGGCGGGCGGGCAGGCGGCCGACGGCGACAGCGGCGGGGCGGCCGGCGGUCCUGCGCGCUCGCGGCGUCUCCAUGGGGCCGGCCCGCGGCGCCGGCGCGCUCUAGAACAUUUCCACUGCUGCUCCGAGGGCAACGUAUCUUCAGCAGGACUUGGAAUUUCUGGAGAAUUGCCUUUGUGAAAAGCUGGCAAUACUUCCUUUGAAUUCCAUCUCUUAGUUUUCCACUUGCGUUUCAGAGGAGCAUCAAGGAACCAUGAACAACUUUAGUAAUGGAGAGUUUGACUGCCAUUUUCUCGAUGAAGGCUUUACUGCCAAGGACAUUCUGGACCAAAAAAUUAAUGAAGUUUCUUCUUCUGAUGAUAAGGAUGCCUUCUAUGUUGCGGACCUGGGAGACAUUCUAAAGAAGCACCUGAGGUGGUUAAAAGCUCUUCCUCGGGUCACCCCCUUCUAUGCAGUCAAGUGCAAUGACAGCAGAACCAUCGUGAAGACGCUGGCUGCCAUCGGGACCGGGUUUGACUGUGCCAGCAAGACUGAAAUACAACUGGUGCAGAGUCUCGGGGUGCCUCCGGAGAGGAUUAUCUACGCAAAUCCUUGUAAACAAGUGUCCCAGAUUAAGUAUGCUGCCAAUAACGGAGUCCAGAUGAUGACUUUUGAUAGUGAGGUCGAGUUGAUGAAAGUUGCCCGGGCACAUCCAAAGGCAAAGUUGGUUUUGCGGAUUGCUACCGAUGAUUCCAAAGCAGUCUGUCGCCUCAGUGUUAAAUUUGGUGCCACACUCAAAACCAGCAGGCUUCUUUUGGAACGGGCGAAAGAGCUAAAUAUUGACGUCAUUGGUGUCAGCUUCCAUGUGGGAAGUGGCUGCACUGACCCGGAGACCUUCGUGCAGGCCAUCUCUGAUGCCCGCUGUGUCUUUGACAUGGGGGCUGAGAUUGGUUUCAACAUGUAUCUGCUUGAUAUUGGUGGUGGCUUUCCUGGAUCUGAGGAUGUAAAGCUUAAAUUUGAAGAGGUCACCAGUGUGAUCAACCCAGCGCUGGAUAAAUAUUUUCCGUCAGACUCGGGAGUGAGAGUCAUAGCUGAGCCAGGCAGAUACUACGUUGCAUCAGCUUUCACGCUCGCAGUUAAUAUCAUUGCGAAAAAACUCGUAUUAAAGGAACAAACAGGAUCUGAUGAUGAAGAUGAGUCGAGUGAACAGACCUUUAUGUAUUACGUGAACGAUGGAGUAUAUGGAUCAUUUAAUUGCAUCCUUUAUGAUCAUGCACACGUGAAGCCUCUUCUGCAAAAGAGACCCAAACCAGAUGAGAAGUAUUAUUCAUCCAGCAUAUGGGGACCGACGUGUGACGGCCUCGAUCGCAUUGUUGAGCGCUGUAACUUGCCCGAAAUGCAGGUGGGCGAUUGGAUGCUCUUUGAAAACAUGGGCGCUUAUACUGUUGCUGCUGCUUCGACUUUCAAUGGAUUCCAGAGGCCAACUAUCUACUAUGUCAUGUCAGGGCCAACAUGGCAACUGAUGCAGCAAAUCCAGAACCACGACUUCCCGCCUGAAGUGGAGGAGCAGGACGUCAGCACUCUGCCUGUGUCCUGUGCUUGGGAGAGUGGGAUGAAGCGGCACCCAGCAGCCUGUGCUUCGGCCAGCAUUAACGUGUAGAUACCAUUCUUGGAGCUGUUAACUGCGAGUUUAGCUUGAAGUAGGGGUUUGGGGGGACCAUUGAACUUAAUUCCCAGUAGUUUUGAAAUGUCUUUGUAAGUAGGGUUGGCACAGAUGCAACAAUAUGGAAGACUAGGAAAUGGGGUCACACUUAUCUGUGUUCCUAUGGAAACUAUUUGAAUAUUUGUUUUAUAUGGAUUUUUAUUCACUUUUCAAACACGCUACUAAAGAGUGCCCCUCAGCUGCCAAGCAAGCGUUUGUAGCUUGUACAUUGGCAGAAGGAGCCAAAAGCUUAGUGUGGUGACCUGUUUUAAAAAUAAAGUAUCUUGAAAUAAUUGGGCAUUGGGAAAUUUUUAGUGUGUCCAUUCCAGACAGCUUACCUUGAAUGUGUUUUACAAAUAGGACUUGAUCUUUUUUCCUACAGGCUGAGGAAAUUGUCCCAAAGGGCUUCAAAAUAUUUUCAAAAUUUUGAAAAUCCAUGGAAAUGCCUUCUUCCUGUUUGGCAUUUUUAAUUCAAAUGCAUGAGUCCUGUAUAAAGUUUGCUGUGGAUUCUUACCAAUAGUAGAUGUAGCCCACAUGCAGGUAGGAGGAGAAGGAUGGAUGAGACAGCGUCCAGACCCUCUGCUGCCAGCUCAGCCCACCCGAAUGUCUGCAGAGGUGGCUGUGAACUUGGAAUGCCCACAGAGAGCCCCUUGUUCACUGAGCUGUUCCUGUCAACGGCCAGUGCCCAGGGAAGAAGGCACACGAGGCCCUCUGAUUCUUGCCCACAGAGGCCAGAGCCAUUGCCUCUGCAGCUUGCCUUCGCUGCCAGGAUGAGUCGCGUGGUUCCGAACAAGUCAGGAAAGGUGCACAUUUGGCAGCCACCUGAUUGUAAUAAAUCUCGAUGAUGAUUGUA